GUCACUAUUAAGGCAGCUACGAUGUAGUAUUAAUAAAUAUUGUGAAUGUGUGUAUCCGAAAAUGAAAUCUAAUUAAAUUCGUUCGUUAUUUUCUAAAACUUGCAAAACUAUUUAAAACAAAAAAAAAAAUGGAAUUUUGUGGAAGUCAUGAUUAUGUUCUCCGAUGAGCUUUUCGAGCAAAAACCAUAAAACCAAACGUAAAAGAAAAGACCAUCACUUCACUUUGCUUUCUUCUAUAUAAAACCAUCUUCUACUCCACUACACAUCGAGAGCUCACUGUGAACAAAAAACUCGAAACAAAUGAAGAAAACACCUUCGCCGGAACCAGUCACCAUCUACGGCAAUCAGCAAGAAACCUUCGUCGGAGAUAUGGAGUACUACACUUACUUCGACGAAUCUUGUAUCCAAGACAUGAACUAUUUCGUCAAAACAAUCACCGGAAUCAAAUCCAAAGGAAUCAGACCAGACCUUAUCGGUUCCAUCAUCGCUCAUUAUGCUUCAAAAUGGCUCCCUGAUCUCUCCGGCAACGUCUCCGCCAUCAUUUCAACCUCCGUGGAAUCCAAGAACCACCUCAAUGACACACAGCCGGAGAGCGUCACUGCAUCUGUAAUGAAGAAACGAUUUUUCGUCGAAACACUAAUCGGAAUCCUCCCGCCGGAGAAAGACUCUGUUCCUUGCAAUUUCCUCCUCCGUCUCCUCAGGACAGCGAAAAUGGUCGGAGCUAAUACGAACUACUUAACGGAGCUUGAAACCAGAGUCUCGUGGCAGCUUGACCAAGCCUCUCUCAAGGAGCUUAUGAUACCUUCCUUCAGCUACACGUCUGGUACUUUGCUUGACGUUGAGCUUGUGACGCGUCUCGUGAACAAGUUUUCUGGAUUGGAUAGUGAAGGUGUUAAAACCAGUGCGGCUCUUGUUAAAGUGGCCAAGCUUGUUGACUCUUAUCUCGCUGAAGCCGCCGUUGACGGUGCUUUGGCUUUACCGGAGUUUAUUUCCUUAAUCACAGCUCUUCCUAGCCAUGCUCGUACUACAGAGGACGGCUUGUACCGCGCCAUUGAUACAUAUCUCAAGGCACAUCCUCAGGUGUUGAAGCAAGAAAGGAAGGAACUUUGCAGACUUAUUGAUAGCAGAAAGUUAUCACCGGAAGCAGCUCUUCACGCGGCUCAGAAUGAUCGUUUACCGGUGAGAGCAAUCAUUAGAGUUUUGUUCACUGAGCAGACAAAGCUAAGUCGUCACAUUGACUGGAAUGGUAGCUCUAUAAGCAGCACGACGAAGAGUCCAACAAACCCUUCUGGUUCACAUUACUUGGAGGGAGGUUCUGCAGCGCGGUGCUUGUCUAAACGUGAGAUGAAUGUUCAGCAAGCAGAGAUAAGAAGGCUUAGAGAAGAUGUGGUGAGGCUGCAGAGCCAGUGUAGUGCUAUGCAUUUGCAGGUGGAGAGGCUUAUGGAAAAGAAGAGUAGUGGUGGAAGUAAAGGGUUUUUCCGGUGGAAGAGGCUCGGGUUAGUACCGUCAAUUCGAGGAAGUGUUAGCGUUGAAAAAGGUGAGGAAGAAUCUGGUGAUGGUGAAGGAUUUGAGCCUCGGACUCCUGGGAAUAUGAAGACAAGGCUUGUCAAAGGAAGAACGACACCUUCAAGGUGGAGAAAAUCUAUGUCUUAAAUCUUGAAUUAAUGAAAACAACACAACAAGCUGUUAUUACACAUGGAGGAGCAACAAUGGGGAAGUCUUUUUAUACACAAACAAUGAAUAAACCAUAUUGAUCACAACACUAAACAAAUGCAUAUAUGUAGAGAAUGUGGGAGUGUAUCGAUGAAAGCUUUCAUCGUGCUCUCUAGAAUUUGACAGCUCGUUUGAUUGUUUGAAGAGAAGACUUGAUGAAGUUGUUCUUAACAA
Messenger RNA from Arabidopsis lyrata subsp. lyrata, 1887 nucleotides. RefSeq names its product root phototropism protein 3. Bases 301 to 1653 code for a protein of 450 amino acids. The transcript is spliced from 2 exons. NCBI's taxonomy places the organism in Eukaryota, Viridiplantae, Streptophyta, Magnoliopsida, Brassicales, Brassicaceae. The record is from RefSeq and is a predicted model, not a curated record.